AUGUUCCUGGACCACAAGUCACUCUUCUACGACGUUGAGCCUUUUCUGUUCUACGUCAUGACUCUUGUCGACGACGACGGCGGCGCGCGCUUUGUCGGGUACUUUUCCAAGGAAAAAUCAAGCCCAAAGGAUUACAACGUUAGCUGCAUCAUGACGCUACCGGUUAGGCAGAGACAGGGUUGGGGGAACCUCUUGAUCGAUUUUAGUUACUUGCUUUCGAAGAAAGAGGGUCGCACAGGUACACCCGAAAGGCCGCUCUCGGCCCUCGGCGCGCUGAGUUACAAGAACUACUGGAAACUCACGAUCAUGCUUUUCCUUCACAAGGCGCAAGGCCGCAUACGUAUUCGAGACAUCAGCGCGGCGACAUGUAUUACGGCCGAAGACGUGUUCGAGACCCUCCGCGAGAACAAGCUGAUUACCGGACCGGGCAUCUCAACCAACUCGGUGGCUAACGCACUUCCGCGCAAACGAGGUCCCGGCAGGCCUCCGCGGAAACCGGUCGAGAAAAAGGAUGAUGGACAUGGACAUGAGCCUAGUGCCCCCGUGGUCCUGCCCCGCAAAUACACGAUUCGGUGGAACCCGGCCGAAGUCGAGUCGUAUGUCCAAAAUUGGGAACGCAAAGGUCACUUGCGGCUCAAACCCGACCGGCUCAAGUGGGUGCCUUACCGGCUGAGCCGUAUCCAACGACUGCGGACCAGCAGCAGGAACGAGAACGCGAACGAACAAGAGCCAGAUGCUGCGGAGCGGUCCGAGAGUGAUGACGAACCCGUUUCGGAUGCGAGUGAAGAUUUAGGCGGGCCUGUACAGCCUCUCGCUCCUGCUGCUCCUGCUGCUCCCCCGCCGGUCUUGAUUGUGAAUACUUUGAUUCCGCGCAAAACUCGAUCCCGGGUGCCGACAUCUCAUCCAUCGGAUGACGAAGUUGACGAAGAUGAGGACGCCGCUCCGCAUUCGAUGACGCGACGGUCGGGGUCUCGCCAGUCAACUCAGACACCCGGGCGGAACGAUACUCCCGAGCGGCGAAAUUUACGAUCAGGCUUACUGGGUUCGGGUAUGCUUACCCGUAAAGCAUCAUUGGGCAGCAACCUUGGAAUCGGUCGGCGAGGCUCUCCAGAUGGCGCACCAUUGACCCUUCGCACGCGCACACGCUCUAUGCAACUUCUCAAGGGCGAACAGACGACGCCGAUUAGACCUACGACACCUCCACGUCGAGAGACCCGGGCCCGCUCACUUAGGCAAGAUAAAGAGGACCGGGAGCAACUCAUGAGCGAUGAGGACUUGCCAGCAAUAGUGUCAUCGAGGAACAAGAAGAACUCGCGUCGGUCCUCGCCCGUUCGCAAACGGCGUCGGAUUGAAUCAAGUCCGGAGAGUACCCCCGCUCCCACCAGUCCUGGUAGGAACGGCUUGAGGAAUGGCAGAUCCCCGCUCGCGAACGGCCCUUCCUAUGUUCAGCGGGCUGAACGAGAGCGGUCCGUUAGCUUGGGCUCAGGGAUGGUAUACGAUGAUGUGCCUCCUGCUGUCCUGAACGGGAACAAUCCUCUUGUAGUGGUCUCGGCUCCUCCACCCCAGGCCCCACCUUCAGCCCUAUCCGCGCCCCUACCAACGGGUCAAUUAGGGAAUCCAACUUGCCCGUUUACGAGCGAUGACGGCUCGCCACUUACGAGUGUCAAGGAAGAGCUCACGGAUAUCGCUUCAGAAGGCCCGGCCCUGAUGGGCGAGUUUUAUGAUGAUGAUGCUCUGGGCGACGAAGACGCCGAGGGGGAACCUGACGAAGAUGCAGAGGGAGAAGUGGAUGAAUCACUUCUAUGA
This is a messenger RNA of Rhizoctonia solani, 1806 nucleotides long. Its product is annotated as histone acetyltransferase SAS3. The record is from RefSeq and is a predicted model, not a curated record. Lineage: Eukaryota; Fungi; Basidiomycota; Agaricomycetes; Cantharellales; Ceratobasidiaceae. Gene Ontology annotation, molecular function: histone acetyltransferase activity. The transcript has 3 exons. The coding region runs from base 1 to 1806 and encodes 601 amino acids. Gene Ontology annotation, biological process: regulation of DNA-templated transcription.